Molecule: messenger RNA, 777 nt
Organism: Adineta ricciae
Lineage: Eukaryota; Metazoa; Rotifera; Eurotatoria; Adinetida; Adinetidae
Source: the annotation of a GenBank genome assembly
AUGCCAUCAGCAGCAAACGUUCGAUCAGCAGUCGUACCUGACGACAUACCAGAAGUUCGAAAGAUUCGCAGCCGUCACAGUUGGAAAGUGGGAAAUGUAGGUCAUCGUAAACCGCCACCGAGAUCGAAAGAGUCAAUACGCUACGUGCAGAAGGAAAUAGCGAAAAGGAAAGAAAAGUUUCAUUUUUCCAAAGAAGAAAUCGACGCACUGUGCCUACUCUUCCGUUAUCUUGUCCAGGACGAUGAAACAAACGCACUCGAUCGAACUCGAUUUCAAGAUUUUCUGCAUAACACGUUCGAAACAACCGAGGAUAUCAUCUUAGAUAGGGUUUUCAAAGUCUUUGAUCGAGACAGUGACGGGCGGGUCAAUAUGCUAGAAUGGAUCAUCGGAUUGAACGUUUAUCUUCGUGGAUCGUUGCAUGAGAAAAUAGCUUUCGCUUUCGAUUGUUAUUCUCUCAAAGGUGAGAAAUUCAUCACUCGUCAAGAAAUAUUUCAAUUAUUGAAAUCAAGUGUUCCGAAGCAAAUGAACGAAGAAAAUCCCAUUGAAAGUAUCAAAGAAUUAGUGGAAAUUACCCUGAAAAAAAUGGAUAAAGAUCGGGAUAAUCGAUUGAGUGACGAUGAUUUCGCUGCAUCUGUUCACGGAGAUCCUCUCCUGCUCUGCUGUUUUGGUCAAAUCUUUCCCAGUUCGUCAAAAAGAGAAGCAUUCGAACAAAUUGCUUUUGGUCAACAAUUGAACAAAGAACAAUUGAAAACAAUAUUCGAUUAUAAAAACAAUUGA